AUGGAUGCCGCUAGUCAAAAUGGUAAUGCUCUCAUUGCAUUUGGAGCUUUAUCAGGUGCAGGAAUUAUUCUUGCUUUUGCAAGAACAUGGAAAUGGUUUUCAAGAUCUGGAAGAGACGUAAUCGAUUUAGCAACAAUCGGUAAAUUUUUUGCAUACAUAUGCGGCAUUAUUGGUACCGUUCUUUUGCUUGUUACAGCUGGUGUUUCAAUUUGGUAUCUAAUAUUUAUCAAAAAUAUACCUGAAAUUACUGAUACAAAUAAAGAACAAAUAAAAAAUUUAUUGGAAACUUUUUUAAUUACUUCAUUUGUAUUAAAAUUAGUCGAUAUAAUUCAUAUAAUCAUAAGACAAACAAGAAUCGAAAUAUUUUUUAUGGAUUGGGAAAGACCAAAAAAAGGCGAUUCUGAGAAUGUAUCAGUCUGGCGAACAUAUUUUGCUGCCAAUGAAUUGAAUGAAAUCCAAACGUUUCGUCGUGUAAAUGUGCCUUUUCAACUUUUAUUUGUUUUAUUUUUUCUUAAAGUGAUUAAUUUUGAAAGUUAUUCUUGUGGUGAUGACACAUUUAUCUCUUCAUUGUCUAACUUCAAUUGUUUGCGAUCCGAUGCGAUUGUUCGCAUAGCUGUUGCUUUCUUCGUAUUACUUGGGACUGCUGUUGUUCAAAAUUUAUUUUUUACAAUCUUUUAUCAACGUUUUAUUGAAGAUAAAAUCACUAAUUUCAUUGAUUUAUGCUCAGUAUCAAAUAUAAGUGUAUUUAUUCUUGAUGAAAAUUUGCAUGGAUAUUAUAUUCAUGGUCGAUCACCGCACGGAAUGACCGAUGUCAAUAUGAAAGAUACAGUUAUGAAUUUAUAUCGUGAAGAAAAUAGAAUGAGUGGUACCAGAGGUUUAGAACCAAAUUCAGAUGAACAAAUAUUUAUCAUGAAAAUUAAUAGAAGCUUUCAAAGACAAUAUCAAUCAUUGCUCCGAACUUAUUAUGGCUAUACUGGACCACGAAAAACACGACAAGACGCUGAACGCUAUACAGAUCUACUUCUGCAAGCUUAUCAAAACUUAAAUGGAUUUUUAUGUGCAUUUAUUGACCAAUCAUUGUCUUCACACCAAUAUAUACUUCGUAAUCGAUUCUUUCUAGAGAGAAUUCUCGAUUAUGAAUUUCGCGUUCGAACAAGAUCUGAUUUUGAUGGGCAAAUAACUAAUUUCUUUUUUACUGAUAAUGAAAAAACUUUUACAAAUAUUUUAUUUUGCGGUGAACAAAGUACUUUAGUUAUAUGGAAUAUGAUUACAUUUCUCUUCAUUGAUAUUCUUGCUCAGAAUUAUGUCUUAGCAGCUAUUUUGACCUAUGCAAUCGAUUUCAUCUUCGUUGGUAUUCGUAAUUCAUUUGGCCGCAAGAAUCUAUCUAAAAAGACAUUGAUUCCAAAGAACUUUUUGAUCUAA
Messenger RNA from Rotaria socialis, 1422 nucleotides. The record is from the annotation of a GenBank genome assembly. NCBI's taxonomy places the organism in Eukaryota, Metazoa, Rotifera, Eurotatoria, Philodinida, Philodinidae.